Molecule: messenger RNA, 180 nt
Organism: Paramecium octaurelia
Lineage: Eukaryota; Ciliophora; Oligohymenophorea; Peniculida; Parameciidae
Source: the annotation of a GenBank genome assembly
AUGGGUUGUAAUAUACCAAAACCAAAACAGAAAGACUUGAAGCUUUAUGAUCCUAAAUUGUAACAAAUAGUCACAGUUCCAGUUUUAUUUGAAGCAAAAAACAAUCCAAUUGUCAAACGAAGAUUACAUGAUUAAUCAUUUUCACCUGAACAAAAAAUUAGCAGCGGAAUUCAUUUAUGA